AUGGGCGAGCGGCUCGGGAAAGGCUCUUUCGGCGUGGUGCACGAGUGCCGCAACCGCCACACGGGUUUCCAAUACGCGUGCAAGAUCAUCGACAAGAAACAACUGCGCGACGACGCCGACGCGGAGGACGUGCGCCGCGAAGUGCGCCUCCUAGCGCGGCUCGCCGGCCACCCGAACGUCGUCGAGCUGCAAGACGUGUACGAGGACGACGGCCACGUGUACUUAAUCAUGGAGCUCUGUUCCGGUGGGGAUCUGUUCGACGAGAUUAAGCGGCACGGGCCGUUCGCGGAGGAAGACGCGCGCGCGAUUUUCCGCCAGCUCGCGACGUCCAUGGCGUAUUGCCACGCGCAGGGCAUCAUGCAUCGGGAUAUCAAGCCGGAGAACGUGCUUCUGCUCGCGCCCACUGGGCGCCCGCCGGUCACGCCGCAGCCUUCGCUCGGAGGGGAGCAGGCUGGAGCGGAUAGCAAGGGGAAGGCGGAGGGAACGGCUGUAGGUUCCGCGCAAGGGCAAGAGCAGGGGCAGGGGAAGGGGCAGGGGCACGGGCAGAGUCCUAGUCAGGCACUGGGGCCCGUGAUUCGACACUUGAACCUCGGGUUCCUCGGUUCGUCGGCUCCCGUGCCGAUGGCGCGAGGCGGAGUGGCGAAACUCGCCGAUUUCGGGCUGGCGAUGGAGUUACCACCAGGGGAGUCCGCGGCGGGGCUUACGGGCAGCAGGUACUACACGGCGCCGGAAAUGGUGCGCGGGAGGCGGUACGGGAAGCGCGCCGAUGUGUGGUCCAUGGGCGUCGUGCUGUGCACGUUGCUCACGGGACGCCUGCCGUUUGCGGGUAAGACGCAUAACGACGACGAGGGCUUGCGGAAGUCGAUCCUCCGCGGGGCGAUCAAUUUCGAAGCGGCCGUCUGGCGGAGCGUCUCGCCGUUAGCUCGCGACCUCGUCCGGCAGAUGCUGACGGUCGACCCGCGCUGCCGGCUGAAAGCGAAGCACGUGGUUGACCAUCCAUGGCUGCUUUCUGUUGCUUGUCCCCCGCGGCUCACGUCGACAUCCCUCGUGCCGAAAGGAAGGGGGAUACCGCUUUCGGAGCUCUGCAACAGCGCAGCGCUUGCGGCAGCGGCUGCGGCGGCGGCGGCGGCGGGAUUGAUGAUUGCGGAGGCUGGGGCGGGUUUAGAACCGGAAGGGGCGAAGGCAGGCGCAAAGGUGGCGGAUGAGGGGACGGAUUUGACGGGAAGCGAGAAGGAAAGCCAUUUCGCAAAGGUGGUUCCCGAAGUGUUUGGUACUGCUCCUGUCCUUGCGGCGACAAACGCAGCGGCGAAUGCUGUUGCCGCGUGGCAGGAGGAGGAGCAGCAGCAGCACAGGCAGAAGCUACAGCAGCAGCUGAAACAGCUGCGGGCGCGCAAGGAGAAACACCACCACCAUCAUCAUCAGCAGCAGCAGUCACGGUCCCCAGCUGGCUCACCGAAAAAGGUUGUGCCUAUUCUCCCGCCACCUCCCGUUCUCGUCCCCGCAAGUCCCGGCUCCCCCAGUGGCUCCGAAGGAAGCGCGGGUGAGGACGACGACGACGGCUCGUAUUCGCCAAACUACGGACCAAUCGGAAGCAUCCCGCCGUCGCCUCCGGGCGAGCCGCUUCCCAUGCCCAGCCGCCCCUGCUCCCCCCUUCCCGGGCGCAACUCCCGCUCGCGCAAGCCAGGCACGCCCAGGAGCUUCCGCCGCGCGCUGUUUCCGCCAGGAGGGGGGUCUGGUGCAGCAGCGGGAGUUGGCGGGUCAACGCGGGGCGGAGGGAAGGUGGGUGCGGGGGCUAGCGGAGGGCCUGUGCGGGGCGCGGGGAUGGGUGGUGCUGGCGGUGGUGGUGGUGGUGGUGGUGCUGGCGAUGGUGGUGGAGGGGGAGGGGGCGUUUCAGGGUAA
Molecule: messenger RNA, 1899 nt
Organism: Closterium sp. NIES-65
Lineage: Eukaryota; Viridiplantae; Streptophyta; Zygnematophyceae; Desmidiales; Closteriaceae
Source: the annotation of a GenBank genome assembly